AUGUUGAUCCAAACAUUCUAUAAUGGUUUGACCUAUGAGUUUCGCAUAUAUAUUGAUGCUGCGUCUGGAGGUUCUAUCAUGACAAAGAACCCAACCGAUGCAAAGGAUUUGAUUGAGAAGAUGGCGGCUAAUGAUAAUUACCAUCCAAGGGGACGAAAUGCUAUCAACACAGGUAAUAAACAUGAUGUUGAUGCUCUAACCAUGUUGACUAGUUUUGUGCAGGCAUUAACUCAUAAGGUCAAUCAAAUCCAAGCUGAGUCCCCUCGACCCUCGAUGGAAACUUGUCAGAUGUGUGGACUGCAAGGCCAUACUGCACGGGAGUGUCAACCUAAUUAUGAUGGAAUGACGAUUGAGCAAGCUAAUGCUUUUUAUACCACAACCUCCACAAGGCCAUUUGAUGAAGCGUGGAGAAAUCAUCAAGGGCUCUCAUAUAUGAACAAUCAGGCUCAAGUGAAUCCUCAACCACCACCUACUUUUCAAUCAAGGGCACCUUUCAAUCAUCAAUCCACACAACUCCCACCACCCCAAACCUCAAAAUUUGAUCUUGAAUCAAUUAUGAAGGCUUUUACUACCUCCCAAAUUCAACAACAAGAGCUUAUAUCAAGGCAAUUUGAGCUACAAGCAAAGAAAAAUGAGUACUUCAAAAACUCAAUCCAAUUGCUCACCGCUCAAAAUAAGAGGAUAGAGACUCAUCUUUCUCAACUUUCACAGCAAGUGAGUCAUCUAAAAACUCUUCAAGAUCAAGCAAAAGUCCAAACGAAACAAUGCAAUGCAGUUUUUGUGAAGAGAGAUGGAUUGACUACGGGGGGUUUAGAGGAGAAAGUGUGCAAUCUGGAGUCGAAAACUGAAAUACGCGAGAAUGAAGGUCCCAAAUAUGUUGCUCCACAAGCCUAUGAGGAACCGAUGCCUUUCCCGCAAAGGUUAUCAAAAGCUGUGCUCGAUAAGCAUUUUGGGAAAUAUUAUGAGACUCUUAAGAAGGUAUAUGCUACCAUUCCUUUUUCAGAUCUUAUGAUUCAAAUGCCUCAAUUUGCAAAAUUUGUGAAAGGAAUUCUAGAUCAUAAUCAUAAUAAUAAGGAAUUAGAAAAUUUGGUAGUGAAGAAGCAUGGCUCUGAUAUUUUACAUGAGAACCUACCACCUAAAUUGCAUGAUCCUGGUAGUUUUACUAUUCCUUGCAAGAUAAACGAAACAACUUUUGAUAGGGUCUUGUGUGAUUUAGGUGCAAGUGUUAACUUAAUGCCUUCUUUAGUGUAUGACAAAUUAGGUUUGAAAAACCUUAAACCCUCUCCUAUAUCUCUUUAUAUGGCUGAUAGAACUGUUAGACUCCCUAAGGGUGUAGUUGAAGAUGUAUUAGUUGGGAUUGGUGAACUUGUUUUUCCUAUUGAGUUUGUUGUGGUGGAUAUGAAAGAAGACCAUAAGAUCCUACUCAUCUUUGGUCGCCCUUUUCUUGCUACAAGUCAAGCUUUAAUAGAUGUUCCUAGAGGAAAAGUGACCAUUAGAGCUCGGGAUAAACAAGUUGUGUUUAAGCUUUUCAAUGACCAUAAUUUUACUUUUGAUGGUGGUACUUGUUUGAGAAUCGAUGCUACUAACAUUUUGGUUGAUAAGUGUAUUUCUAAUAGAAAUCCUGUGAGCAAAAAGGACAAUAUUCCACCACAUGAUGGGUUUAGUUACAUGAAGGUCAAUUCGAAUACAAAGCACAUCAACUCUAAUUUGAAGGAGUCGUUUGGAGGUGGAUAUAUUGAUGAGAAAUACCACAGAGUAUCUUCUUCUUGUGGUGACCCAGGUUGA
This is a messenger RNA of Chenopodium quinoa (quinoa), 1785 nucleotides long. RefSeq lists its product as uncharacterized. The transcript has a single exon. The record is from RefSeq and is a predicted model, not a curated record. NCBI's taxonomy places the organism in Eukaryota, Viridiplantae, Streptophyta, Magnoliopsida, Caryophyllales, Amaranthaceae. Gene Ontology annotation, molecular function: zinc ion binding; nucleic acid binding. Bases 1 to 1785 code for a protein of 594 amino acids.